AUGGAUCCUCCCUGGAGAAUCAAGGGAGGUUAAUAGAAUGACUCUUCAUUUAUGUUCACGAAUAGCAAAUUCUCUCUAGACUACAACACUAUGAGCAAUCAAGAAAUUAUGGAUAUUAAAAUAGAGAAAUUGAGUAAGAAAGGAUUUCUGUUUCUUUGGAUCCUCAAUACUCAACUCAAUAUUGCUUUUGAAAUGGCUAGUAAGUGGGGAUAUGAAAUAGUUGAUCAAAUUAUGUGGGUAAAAUUGAAUCCAUAAGGCAAUAACGUUUAUCUUUCUACAGGAUAUUACUUUAUGCACUCAUUUGAAAUAUGUCUGGUUGGGUAUUAAAAUAGUGAACAUGUGGAAUAUCAUUCAAAAAUAUCAAACAACGUCAUCUUUAGUUCUAUCCGAAAUAAAUCUUAGAAACCGAUCGAGUUAUAUGAAAUCAUAGAAAUGAUGAUGCCAGGUUCUAAGAAAGUAGAAAUCUUUGCUAGAAAUCAUAAUCUAAGACCUGGAUGGUUUUCUAUUGGAAAUCAAUUGGGAGAAACCUUUUAGAAGUGGUUGGUCUAGAUAAGCUGUAACAUCUGCGGGAUCUCUUUGUAACCUGGUAUUUGUAGAUACAAAUCUAAGAAAAUAGCCAAUUUUGACAUCUGUUAGAAUUGUUACAAUAAAAAGAUCAGCGAAGGAGAACUCACUUAGACCGAUAUGUUCUUCUUAGCGAACAAAGCUGAUGAAGAAGUAUUGCAUCAAUAUCAUUAAUGUAAUGGUUGCGAUUAGAAUCCCAUUUGGGGAGCUAGAUUCGAAUGCAUUACUUGUGACAAUUAUGAUUUUUGUGAGGCUUGUUUUGAUAAUCUACUGAUAACUGGAGAUCCUAAUCAUAAGGAUCAUGAAUUCAAAGUGAUAGAAUUGCCUACCUUUGCUGAAGGUAUACCUUGUCAUGAUUCUAAGUGCAAUGGGUGUUUUCAAAAACCCAUUCUUGGUGUCUAGUUCAUUUGCAAGCAAUGUACAAAUUUUAGUUUAUGCUAGAAUUGUUUCUUCACCAGAAGUUAAACAGAAUUGAAUGGACCAAGACAUAAGGCUGAUCAUCGUUUCGAGCCUAUAUAUGAAGUUUAGCAAUUUCAAAAAAAAACUUAUAAGUGUUAAGGUUGCGAAAUCGAAAAAUCUGGGAGUGUUUAUAAAUGUGAAAACUGCUUUGGCUUUUAUUUUUGCGAAGAAUGUUAUACACUUAAAAAAGAUGAUUGGAAAUGCUAUGUGGCAACCAGUCAUAAAAAUUAUCACACAUUUAUCUAGAUAUGA
Messenger RNA from Paramecium tetraurelia, 1275 nucleotides. RefSeq lists its product as uncharacterized. The record is from RefSeq and is a predicted model, not a curated record. Gene Ontology annotation, molecular function: zinc ion binding. Gene Ontology annotation, cellular component: RNA N6-methyladenosine methyltransferase complex. NCBI's taxonomy places the organism in Eukaryota, Ciliophora, Oligohymenophorea, Peniculida, Parameciidae. The transcript has 4 exons.